Sinocyclocheilus rhinocerous is the source of this 4787-nucleotide messenger RNA. RefSeq names its product V-type proton ATPase 116 kDa subunit a. Bases 145 to 2751 code for a protein of 868 amino acids. Gene Ontology annotation, biological process: vacuolar acidification; proton transmembrane transport. Gene Ontology annotation, molecular function: ATPase binding; proton-transporting ATPase activity, rotational mechanism. Gene Ontology annotation, cellular component: vacuolar proton-transporting V-type ATPase complex; plasma membrane; vacuolar proton-transporting V-type ATPase, V0 domain. The transcript is spliced from 22 exons. The record is from RefSeq and is a predicted model, not a curated record. NCBI's taxonomy places the organism in Eukaryota, Metazoa, Chordata, Actinopteri, Cypriniformes, Cyprinidae.
AGUAGCAGUAGCUGGCGUGACGUCACGUAGCAGGUCUGAUCAUCAUCGCAGAGGUGAACUGAAGACGUCAAGGACGACUGACUUGUAGCAUCCAGUGGGACUGAUUUCUGAGCCAAGGGUGAGUUCCUGUGGCACUGCAGCAUCAUGGGGGAGUUGUUCCGCAGUGAGGAGAUGACUCUGGCCCAGCUCUUUCUUCAGUCUGAAGCGGCCUACUGCUGCGUCAGUGAACUGGGAGAGCUGGGAAUGGUCCAGUUCAGAGAUCUCAACCCUGAUGUAAACGUGUUUCAGAGGAAGUUUGUGAAUGAAGUGAGACGUUGUGAGGAGAUGGACAGGAAGCUCAGGUUUGUAGAGAAGGAAAUAAAGAAAGCCAACAUUCCAACGAUGGACACUGGUGAGAAUCCUGAAGUCCCAUUCCCACGAGACAUGAUUGACCUUGAGGCAACCUUUGAGAAGCUGGAGAAUGAGCUCAAAGAGAUCAACACUAAUCAAGAGGCCCUGAAGAAAAACUUUCUAGAGCUGACAGAACUCAAGCAUAUCCUCAGACGUACUCAGCAGUUCUUUGAUGAGAUGGAGGAUCCAAACCUUUUGGAAGAAUCAUCAUCUCUGCUGGACCCCAGUGAGGCUGGGCGAGGUGCCCCACUGCGACUAGGGUUUGUGGCUGGGGUUAUAAACCGGGAGAGAAUCCCCACGUUUGAAAGGAUGCUGUGGAGAGUCUGCCGUGGAAAUGUCUUUUUACGUCAGACAGAGAUUGAGGACCCUCUUGAGGACCCCACAACCGGAGACCAGGUGCACAAAUCUGUGUUUAUCAUCUUCUUCCAAGGAGACCAACUGAAGAACAGAGUGAAGAAGAUCUGUGAAGGGUUCCGUGCAUCUCUGUACCCGUGCCCUGAGACCCCUCAGGAGAGGAAGGAAAUGGCAGCAGGUGUCAACACCCGCAUUGAUGACCUCCAGAUGGUUCUAAAUCAAACAGAGGACCACCGGCAGAGGGUUUUGCAGGCUGCUGCGAAAACCAUACGUGUGUGGUUCAUCAAAGUGAGGAAGAUGAAGGCCAUUUAUCACACUCUGAACCUCUGUAACAUCGAUGUUACACAGAAAUGUUUGAUUGCUGAGGUCUGGUGCCCCGUUUCUGACCUUGAUUCCAUUCAAUUUGCUCUGCGGAGGGGAACAGAACGGAGUGGCUCCACAGUUCCCUCCAUCUUGAACCGAAUGCAGACCAAACAGACUCCACCUACUUACAACAAGACCAACAAGUUCACCUCGGGGUUCCAGAACAUUGUGGAUGCUUACGGCAUCGGAACCUACCGAGAGAUCAACCCAGCGCCAUACACAAUCAUUACGUUCCCGUUCCUGUUUGCUGUCAUGUUUGGGGACAUGGGUCAUGGCCUGCUGAUGACAUGUGCGGCACUUUAUCUGGUCAUAAGAGAGACCCGCCUGCUCGCUCAGAAGAGUGACAAUGAGAUGUUUAACAUGAUUUUUGCAGGACGUUAUAUCAUUCUUUUGAUGGGGAUAUUCUCAGUCUACACUGGAUUGAUCUACAAUGACUGCUUCUCCAAGUCCCUCAACAUGUUCGGCUCAAGCUGGAGUGUGCGGCCCAUGUUUUUCCCUAAAGGAAACUGGACGUUUGAGACUCUGGAUGGUAACUCAGUUCUUCAGUUAGACCCCGCUGUUCCUGGCGUGUUUGGUGGCCCUUAUCCUCUGGGCAUUGACCCCAUCUGGAAUGUUGCCACAAAUAAGCUGACUUUCCUGAACUCGUUUAAGAUGAAGAUGUCUGUAGUCCUGGGUGUCAUUCACAUGCUGUUUGGUGUCACGCUGUCCCUCUUCAAUCACCUGUACUUCAAGAAACCUUUGAACAUUUUCCUGGGUUUCAUUCCUGAGAUUGUGUUCAUGAGCAGUCUGUUUGGUUAUCUGAUCCUGCUCAUCUUCUACAAGUGGACGGCUUAUGAUGCAGCGACAUCUAAAGAUGCUCCCAGUCUACUGAUUGCUUUCAUCAAUAUGUGUCUUUUCAACUACAAUGAUCCUACCAACAAACCCUUGUACAGAGGACAGGUGGGGAUUCAGUCUCUGUUGGUGGUGAUAGCUCUGGCGUGUGUGCCGUGUAUGCUGGUGGUGAAGACUAUGGUCCUGCGCCGUCAGUACCUGUGGAAGAAGCACCUGUCCCAGAUGAGGGAGGCAAGACCUGCAGAGAAUCUAGAAACUUUAGAGCAGACAGGCACCAGCUCACCCACCGGACUCACCCAACAGGGCACGCAGAAGUUCGGUGGCAUCCGGGUCGGAAACGGGCCUACAGAAGACGAGGCGGAGAUCAUUGACCACGACCAGCUCUCGCAGCACUCAGAGGAAGGAGAUGAGCAUUCAGAGGAAGAACCGUUUAACUUUGGAGAUAUGGCUGUUCAUCAGGCCAUUCACACUAUAGAAUACUGUCUGGGCUGCAUCUCCAACACUGCCUCAUACCUGCGGCUCUGGGCCCUCAGUUUGGCUCAUGCUCAGUUGUCUGAGGUUCUUUGGGGAAUGGUGAUGCAUCUUGGACUGUCAUCGAGGAGUGGUGGUGGAUUCUUUGGCCUGUCGAUCAUUUUCUCUGCCUUUGCCACACUAACAGUGUGCAUCUUACUCAUCAUGGAGGGACUGUCUGCAUUUCUGCAUGCUCUGCGCUUACAUUGGGUGGAGUUCCAGAACAAAUUCUACACAGGACAGGGCUUCAAGUUUGUCCCGUUUUCCUUCGAGAGUAUCCUGGAGGGUCGAUUCGAUGAAUGAGCUACUACAGCUUUAUCAAAUAUCAUCAAUUCCCACUCCUGCAUGGAUCCUGUCUCACCCUGUCCUCUUCAGGAGCAGUGCUGUCUGGUGAUGUGUUUGUAAGAUGUGACCCCUAACCUAUGCACAUUGGGUGUUUUUGAGAUGUGCUGUGUUCUGUAAGCCUUCCUGCCAGAUUUGUAACCCACUUUAUGUAAACAGUCCUUUAAAACAGUGGGUUAACUAUAAUAGAUGCUGCAAUGUUACAAAUGUCUAAGGAGUACUGACUGGAAAUCUAGAUUGAACAGUUUAAUGACUUAUUUUGAAUGAUUUCACAGACUGCACUCAAAAAAGGGCUUUUCACACUGCUCUUGACCCUGGGUUAUCACCAUUCUAAACUUUGACCCCAGGUAAAGGUACGUUUUACACAAAUUUAAAAGCGGGGUUAGCACCGGAUUGCGGUAGCAAACUUGUGCAAUGUGAAACAAUGCGGUAUUAGAAUAUUAUGGAUAGAUGCUUAGCAGCAGAUACCCAAUCGUGCCUCAUAUUCACAUACUUUGGACAGUCAUGGAAACAUUGCACAUUGUAUAAACAGUUAUUUCAGCGUUUGAGGGGAAAAAUGUCAACUGGUGACAGAAAACCUAUGAACUGAUAUGUACCUGAUAGUCUACAAUAUAUAAUACGAGGAUGAGCCAUGCUAGAACCAUCCCACAUUCUUCUAGUCAAUGACAAUGACACCUCAAAUUUGCAAAUAAGACCGUUAACCCAGGAUUUAUGAAUGUACAGUGUGAAACAUCAGAUUAAGAACAGCCAUGAUUAAUUGCUAACCUUGGGUAAAUUAUGAGCAGUGUAAAACUUGGAGCAAGAUAACCCAGAAUUCCAUUUACCUGGCAUUUAGAAUGACCCAGGGUUAACUAUUUCAAGUGUGAAAAGCCCUGAAGAGCAAUAUCCAGCUAAUGCAGGAGUGUCCAAUCCUGCUCCUGGAGGGCCAAUGUUCUGCAAAAUGUAGCUCCACCCAAAUCCAACACACUUGCAUGGAAUUUUCUGGUGAGUCUGAAGACUUUGAUUAGCUGGUUCAGGAGUGUUUAAUUAAGGUUGGAGCUAAACAGGUUUGGACCCUCCUGAGUAAAUAAUAUAUUGUAGAGCAGUGGUUCCCAAACAUAUUCCUGGAGUACAUUUUUAAUGUCUCCUUUUCUGACACACUCAUUUCAGGUCAUGGAGUCUCUACUAAUGAAAUGAUGGCCUAAAUCAGGUGUGUUUGAUUAAGGACACAUUCAAAAUUUGAACAGUGUUGGGGGCUCCAGAAAUGUGGCUGAGAACCGCUGUUGUAGAGCAGAGCAUAACUGGAAUAAAAUUUAUAUUCACUAUAGAAUCUUCCAUGACUUUUACAUGAAAAUUUUAAAUUUUUUAAUUCUCUGAUUCCCAGAGAAACCAUGAAAACCUGUAUUUACAUCUAAAACCAUCAGUAAGUCUAGCCUUUAUGGUUAAAUUACAUAAUGGCUCAAUAUAUAAACAUCAGCUUUUCCUGCUGAUGUUACUCUGCACCUAUUGUGUCUCUCCACAAACCAUUCUUAUUGUGUUGUUUUGAAGGGACAGAUAACGUAGAUGGUUUCAGGGAUCACCCUGUUUAAAUUAAUUGAAAAUAUAUAUAACCUUGAUCCCACAUUGAUAAAAAAAAAGAAGCUAGUCAGAAAAAGCAACAACAUUUUACAGAAUAAAGGUUAACAUCCUGUUACUGAGUAGACAACAGUGGAUAUCAUAAGUCUCUUGAGGCAGCUAGUAAAGGUGUUAAUGUUUGGUGGACUGUCUUCAGCUGUGUCUUGCUCAAAAGUUAAACAUAUCGACAUGGAAUUAAAAUAUGAAAGAUUUACUUUAUCUUUUUUUAUUUGUUGCUGUUUAUUGUUUUGCUGUGGUGGUGUGGCAAGUCGUUUACAUGCAGAAGAGAGUGUUUGUGCAUGAACAAAUAUUUCAGUGAGGACUAUACAAUGAGUCAAAGAUGUCUGUUGUUGUAAAACCCUGUUCCUCCUAAAUCAGACAAUUAAAGAUCUGGGGACAAUAAA